Molecule: messenger RNA, 399 nt
Organism: Cercopithifilaria johnstoni
Lineage: Eukaryota; Metazoa; Nematoda; Chromadorea; Rhabditida; Onchocercidae
Source: the annotation of a GenBank genome assembly
AUGAUCAUACACUUCCGACAACUCAUUUUGUUGAUUUUAAUUACAAUUUGUAGCUGUAGUCAACAGUUACUCAAUUUUAUUCGUACCGAACGAGCUGCUGUUUAUCAGAGUCAUUCAGUUCCACCGCAAUCAUUUUUAUUUAUUAAUGGUUCAGUGCCAAUGCCAAAAGAAGCAGUUCGACCUUUUGAAAGGUCACUUCGAGAUGGCACAGCGACAAUUGAUGUAGCUGUUGCCUUAUGGAUUCCAGGAGCUGGUAUCCCCGCCAUUUGGGGUCGAGCUUGGGAAGAAAAUGGUGGAACGCAAGCUCUAUUUAUUUUUGGUGAUAAGGUGAAAGUUUUAAAGAGAGGUUUUCGACUAUUAAUUUACAGUGGUUCACCAGACACUAAUGGAUUCAAGUAA